UGCAUUGUCAGCCGCUCCGAGACGCUUUCUGGGAUUCGAUUUGUUCAUAAAGGGCGUGCCAUCGCCAGGACUUGAAACAGUUGUGCUCUCUCAAUUCUUCUUUGGAUCGUACAAAGGCACUGGAAACCCUCACCGACACUCCUGUCAUACACCUCUUCACAACCAUGUCGCCCUCACAGACACAACGCCGUCGAGUGCAACAGCACUCGAGUGCGUUCCCGACUCGACAACUCUUCGUGCUAGCGCUAUGUCGUAUCUGCGAACCUAUUGCCUUCAUGUCAAUCUUUCCCUAUGUCUAUUACAUGAUCUCUGGUUACCACAUCACCAAUGACGAGAAGCAAAUUGCUCUGUAUGCCGGUAUGGUUACGUCUGCGUUCGCCUUUGCCGAGUUCUCGACAGGAGUCAUGUGGGGCAGAUUGAGCGACAAAGUUGGACGCAAACCAAUUCUACUCAUGGGAUUGGCUGGUACCGGAGUGAGCAUGAUUGUGUUUGGUUUCUCUCCCAAUCUUACGACAGCUCUUAUUGCUCGCGCAUUGGGUGGUCUUCUCAAUGGAAACAUCGGGGUCUUGCAGACCACAGUCGCAGAAGUGGUCACUGUUGAGUCACAUCAAGCACGUGCGUAUUCGAUUAUGCCUUUUGUCUGGUGUCUCGGAUCUAUCAUCGGCUCUGGUCUGGGAGGAACGCUUGCAGAUCCCGUACACAACUAUCCAGGCUAUUUCGAGCACGGAUCCCUGUUUGACAAGUUCCCUUACCUGCUCCCGAACUUGGUUUGCGCCGGCGUAGUCAUCUUCGGAUUGGUAAUCGGCAUCUUGUUCCUCGAAGAAACCCAUGAGGAUUUCAAGGACCGUAGAGACUAUGGUCUUGAUGUUGGUGACUGGAUCUUGGAGUUCUUCCGUCCGACCCAGCUUGUUGGUAAGGCCGGCGAGACAUUGGCUCUAUUCGAAGACGUCCCUCCGGGUUACUCAUCAGGUGUAUCGUCACCUGCAAUGAAUCCGAUUCUUGUUGGAGAGUUGCCAAACGAAGCCCAACCUGUGUCUGCGCAGACCGUGGCCACCGGUCGCCGUGACGCAGCUGUCAGUAAUGCCUUCACUUGGCAAGUUUGUCUCAACAUCGUUGGUUACGGUAUCCUUGCUUACCACACAAUAUCGGCCGAGCAACUACUUCCCGUACUCUUCAGUCUGCCCGAGUCUGAGGAGACGCCCAAAUUACCUUUCCAAUUCUCGGGUGGUUUCGCUCUGCCAACAAAAGUCAUCGGUUUCAUCCUCUCAGCUCAAGGCUUUAUCCAAAUGUUCGCCACACUUUUUGUGUUCCCAUACGUCAAUCGCAAGAUUGGAAGCCUGGCAACGUUCCGACUUGUCGUUCUCUCAUAUCCGAUCCUCUAUUUCAUGGUCCCCUACGUCACGCUUGUUUCAACGACAUUCCGCAUGCCUUGUAUCUACUUCGUUCUGGUCUGGAAGGUUGCGGCUCAAGCUCUCUCGUAUCCAUCUCUCGCUAUCAUGCUGGCCAAUGCUGCACCAUCAAAAAAGGUUCUAGGGACCCUGAACGGUGUGGCAGCCGCUGCGGCGAGUCUAUGCAGAGCUUUUGGUCCUACUCUAUCAGGCUUGGUCCAGUCACUGGGUCUUUCCGUAGGCGUACUCGGUCUUCCGUGGUGGGCAAAUAGCUUUGUCGCUUUGAUCGGCGCUGUUCUCAGUCUACGCAUGGUUGAAGAAAAACGCCGCUACACGAAAAACGAAGAAGCAAACUUGGAGUCUGAGGAUCUACCGUUUCUGGACGCGGACGUGCUCGAGAACGUGUACGCUGAAGAGUCAAGACACUGAUUUCCUGGAGCAUUCACAAAUCCUCUCCGUCCGCUCCCAGAGAGACUCACGACCCACAAAAUACCUUCAUCACGAUUGAUAUCGAAACACCAUCUUCCAAGCCAUUUUCGUUCAACAAUCAUCAUGAU
Messenger RNA from Aureobasidium subglaciale EXF-2481, 1945 nucleotides. RefSeq lists its product as uncharacterized. The record is from RefSeq and is a predicted model, not a curated record. The coding region runs from base 165 to 1817 and encodes 550 amino acids. Gene Ontology annotation, biological process: transmembrane transport. NCBI's taxonomy places the organism in Eukaryota, Fungi, Ascomycota, Dothideomycetes, Dothideales, Saccotheciaceae. Gene Ontology annotation, molecular function: transmembrane transporter activity. The transcript is spliced from 6 exons.